UUACAGUGCACUGGAGCUAGCCAUUGCAGCGGAACGCGAUCUCAUUGAGAGCGGGUUGCAGCAGGUUAUCAGCACUUCCUCUUUCAUUCUCCAUGCGCGCUGUAUAUAGGCGAGGCCCUCGGAAGCCGUUUCUCGUUCUCGCUGCAACUCGCGCUUCCAUAGAGGCAAUCGACGCGCGUUUUCUCGCCUCUGUUUGCCUCGGCCGGAAAUACCCUAGAAACAUUCUUUCGCGCUCAUCCUUGCCUCGGUGGCAUCGCGUACGUACCAACUCGGGCGCCUCCAGCAACUCUCCCAGAAACGCACCAGCCGCAAAGCCGCCGGAGCUCCGCAUUCCGUGGCCGGUCACAAAGAUUGCGAGGACAGCCGCAACCAUGGAGAAAAUUAAGCAAGCCGAAAAGGCUGCAAUUUUCGGACUCAAGGCCUUCAGAAAGCACAAGGAGGUGAUCCCUCUUGUCGCGAUCAUGUCAGUGGCCACCAUCGGUUGCAUGGGCUUCAGCAUGUACACAAUGAUGAAACCGGAUGUACAGUGCAGCAGAAAAGACGAGAUCCCGUCCUGGAUGCGGUACAAGGCCGACAAGACACAAAAGCUCUACGUAUCGGAAAAAGACUGGAAGCUUGACGAACGGGCCGUCGAGCUGGAGAAACUGCGCAAAGAGAUCGGAUCCACGCGCUGAGCCUUUCGCCAGUCCAAGGCACACAACUCGCGAGCCUGGCGUCAUUUCAGUGUUCGUGUUACCUCGUGUAGGUUGCGACUUCAAGUACUCUGCCGAUCUGUGAUCAGGAACAGAAAAUUUCAGCUGACUUCUGCCUAGUUCCAGUUCACUAGGAACGCAGUAAACAUUGCUUAAAAUUUGCUUGCUGGCAGCUCGUUUUGCUUGGAUAUGCCUGUCUUAUUGUCAUUACCAUAAAGGUGUCGCUGACUGCGAAAUUAAGGAUUGCGUUUCGUCCAUUGGAGGGGUCGAAUAAUUGUGCUGUAUCGCUUUUUAAUCUGGUGCUGUCGCCUGGUUUGUGCACUGUAGCGACUAUGUUUCUACUGGUUGCAAAAACUCUAUUACACUGAACGUUUAGAGGGGAAGAGACUGCACAAAGUCGUAAAUAUUUUGCAGUGCUCUAAUCGGAGCUUCUCUCACAGCCAUAUGUAAAUCCGGUAGAGAAAGAGUUUCACUUAUUUUU
Dermacentor silvarum is the source of this 1173-nucleotide messenger RNA. Its product is annotated as normal mucosa of esophagus-specific gene 1 protein. Lineage: Eukaryota; Metazoa; Arthropoda; Arachnida; Ixodida; Ixodidae. Bases 93 to 674 code for a protein of 193 amino acids. The record is from RefSeq and is a predicted model, not a curated record. The transcript has 6 exons.